This is a messenger RNA of Thamnophis sirtalis, 922 nucleotides long. The record is from RefSeq and is a predicted model, not a curated record. Lineage: Eukaryota; Metazoa; Chordata; Lepidosauria; Squamata; Natricidae.
CCUCGCGGGGGCAGCGCGCUGUCUUUUGAGCUGCAGAUCAGUGGCUGGUGGUCACUUGAGUCCGACGGGGCGGUAGCAUAAGUGUAUUCCUGGAGCCCAAGUGCCUGAUUGUAGCUAGAGCAAGAGAAGAAGAGAAAAAUAUAUUUAAUUCUUGGUCUGAUAAUGCCUUGUCUGAUAUUCUGCAAUGUAUGUUUCCAGAAGCCCCGAGGAGCCGCUCUAAAUUUCAACCUGACCAACUGCGGUCAUGUCAUCUGUGGGCAGUGUCUCCAGAAAGGUAAAAAAGGUGAUUGCAUGAUUUGCAGAGUUCCAUGUCGUACAAUACUCCUUUCAAAAAAGGUGAAUUCAGAUAUCCAGUCACUCUUUAUGGGAUUAGAUGGGUUAUGCAGAAAAUAUACCAAAGAAAUCACACAAAUUGCCCAGUUUCAGGAAAAACACAGAAGACAUUUAUUAACACAUUACAAAGAAAAGAUUGCAAAACUGGAAACAUAUCUUAAGAGAGCAUCACAACAAAUCCAGCAUAUACAACAAUUGCAACAUCGGAAUUCAUCAAAGGAGGUAGAAGUGCCACCUUCAGUAAGGAAAACUGAAACAGUAGCUGGCCCAACCAGAAUAUCACUGAUAAAUCCACCGCAAAAUGGAUAUAUGGGUAGUGUUACAUGCAGAAGUUCUCAAUUAUCUGGAAUGACAUUUCAAAGAAACCCAGCAGGAUCUAUAAGAUCAUCUCCAUUAAAAAUGCUCAACAGUGGGAAUUCUUACAUAUCACCAUCGCCAUUUGUAUCAUCACAAAACAGUAGAAAUCAUAUCCCAAAUACAUUUGGACAGAAAUCUACUCAGCAUUAUCAGUCCACAUCUGCAUCUUCGCUCUCAUCUGGGAUAAAACACCCAAUCACUCUUGUUAACCUUUUACAGAGGCAGCAUUUAG